This is a messenger RNA of Arachis stenosperma, 888 nucleotides long. Its product is annotated as (+)-neomenthol dehydrogenase-like. Bases 94 to 888 code for a protein of 264 amino acids. Gene Ontology annotation, cellular component: membrane. Lineage: Eukaryota; Viridiplantae; Streptophyta; Magnoliopsida; Fabales; Fabaceae. The record is from RefSeq and is a predicted model, not a curated record. The transcript has 4 exons.
AAUCAAUUUAAAAACUCAAAACAAACUAUACUCAAAUUGAUUGUUAUCUCGGCAAACUUGUAAGACGGAAAUCAUGGCAAGUGGCAUACAUGCAUGGAAAUAGUGCUCAUGAUAUCUUCUUUCCUGAUUUCUCCGUUAAACGAACAAGGCCUCAGAUUAAAGAUGGAACAAGCACCACAGAGUAUUUUUUUUUUCAGAUAUGCAAUUGUGACGGGAGCAAACAAAGGAAUUGGAAUAGAAAUAGUAAGGCAAUUAGCUUCAAAUGGAGUGAAGGUUGUGUUGACUUCAAGAGAUGAGAAGAGAGGCCUUCAUGCUUUGGAAACUCUCAAAGAUCUCUCUCAUCUUGUGCUCUUUCACCACCUUGAUGUUGCUCAUCCUGCUAGUGUGGAUUCUCUUGCAAAUUUCAUCAAAUCCGAAUUUGGAAAACUCCACAUUUCGAUCAACAAUGCAGGGAUUGGUGGACUUGUGAUUAAGGACAAUGAUUUGGUCCCUCAAGUGUUAUUCAAAAGCAGGCGUGUAUUAAAUGAAUGGGCUAAAGGAAUCUUGGGCGAUGCUGAAAACCUUACAGGAGAGAGAGUUGAUGAAGUGUUGAAUGAAUUUCUGAAAGAUAUCAAAGAAGGGUGUUUAGAAAGAAAAGGAUGGCCUAAGGUUCUUGGUGCCUAUAUUAUCUCAAAAGCUGCUAUGAAUGCAUAUACAAGAAUUGUUGCAAAAAAGUACCCUACUAUAUGCAUCAAUAGUGUGUCUCCCGGUUAUGUUAAAACCGAUAUAACUGCCAAUAUUCGACUUUUAACGGCAGAAGAAGGUGCUGCUACUGCUGUCAAAUUAGCAUUGCUUUCAAAUGCCUCUUCUGGCCUUUUCUAUUUUCAGAGUGAUGUUUCUUCAUUCUAA